AUGCAACGGAGACCAAGGAGAAAGACUAUUGCUGCUAAUAAACGUAGGAAGAUAAGCGAUUCUAAAGUGACCCUGACACCGACACCAGAGAGAGAAAGAAGGCCAUGGUCUGAUGUCCAUGAAGAUAUCAUGAGAUCCAUCAUGGAAAAAUUAUAUCCAGCUGAUCAAAUUCGCUUCCAAGCAUUUUGUAAAGAUUGGCCAAUACCUAGUUCGAAUUCUGGAACUGGGCCUCUACAGAGAAUGCCAUGGCUAUCGGCUUACUGGUGGUUUCAGGAUUCAAUUUCCGGUCAACAAACUCCUUCAAAGUUUUCAUUAAGUGCAAGCUUUGCGACUCGAUUAGCGAUAUUGCCGGGGGAAAAGAAUGGAAAUUCUUUGAUAAUGCUAAAGGACGUUAUCAAGCUGCCGGAAUUGAGUUCAAAGCACGUCGUUGUGACUAUCUCGUCUGCUCCAACCUCUCAAGGCUGCGUCCUGUUCGUAGCAUCUCUUCUUAGUGGCAACAAGCUCAGAAUCAGCACACGUCGAUGUGGCGACAAAGCAUGGAGCACACAGAAGUUUGACGGAGAAUUUGAGAAACCACAGAAGAGUGUGGUAUAUUUCGAAGGAGCUUUUUACUGUGUCUUUAAAGGUGGAAUGCUGGGAUUCUUCACUGUUGAAGAUGGGUCUUGGAGCUUGCUUACGACGUCCCUUGACCCUCUUCCAUGGUGGGAUGAAUUUGACAUGUACAGUGCUUACCUUGUUGAAUGUGAUGGGAAACUUUUAAUGGCCACUGUAUAUGAAACGUUUGAGGAGUGGAGGUUUUUCAGGUUUGAUUGGUCUGAGAUGAGUUGGGUUUUGCAAGAAAGAUUGGGAGAGUGGUCAUUAUUUGCAGGUGGUACUUCUUUUUUAGUGCCAGCAGUGGAGGGUAGGGAAUAUUUAGCAGAGAAAAUAUAUUACAAAUAUUUUUGGCAUGAUUGA
Ilex paraguariensis (yerba mate) is the source of this 954-nucleotide messenger RNA. The record is from the annotation of a GenBank genome assembly. NCBI's taxonomy places the organism in Eukaryota, Viridiplantae, Streptophyta, Magnoliopsida, Aquifoliales, Aquifoliaceae.